This is a messenger RNA of Prinia subflava (tawny-flanked prinia), 1304 nucleotides long. Its product is annotated as mucin-7-like. The record is from RefSeq and is a predicted model, not a curated record. The transcript is spliced from 2 exons. NCBI's taxonomy places the organism in Eukaryota, Metazoa, Chordata, Aves, Passeriformes, Cisticolidae. The coding region runs from base 471 to 1094 and encodes 207 amino acids.
UGUGCGUCUGAGAUGCUGACUGGGUACCCCCAGAUCUGCGAAGUGAGUGUGGUAGUCUCCAAAAAGCUGGGUUUCUGUUCUUACGUAAGAAAAACGGCCAGUAAAGAGAUGAAGCGAAAGAUAAAGGGAGUGAGAGACCCCGCGGGUGGUUGGGACGGGGUCCCAGGGAGUGGUUGGACCCCUUUUUGAAGGGAGCUGAGGGCUUUCCAGUAAAAUCCACUGGGAAAUGGGAUAAAAAGGAGGCGCAGGGGCCCCUAAUUUUUUUUUUGCCAGGUUGAGGGUUAGAAAAUCCAAGAAAUUUAGAAAAUUUGAGAUUUCAAAGAAAAUGUACCAUUUUUUUGUGUAUUGUCUUGAGGUGAGUGUGGAUGAGUGAAAGUAUACUUGUUCUGGAGUUCAAGUUUAUAUGUUUUCGAGAGGUGAAUUGUAUUGCUGAAGAAGCGGGGGGGGGGGGGGGGGGGGGGCAGUGAAAGAUGUUUGGGCUGUUGAGGAAAUGGACUGGAGAAGAGAAUCAGAGACCAGGGUGGAAUUCUGAGCAAAUAGGACAAAGAACUGAAGAAUCAGGUUUGCAGAAAGAAGGGGUUGGGGGAGGGUUGAAGAUAUCAGAAACCCCGGAGACGGAGUGGGCAAAGAGGAGGAGGGAGGGGGGCUGGAACUCCCUUGAGGUGUUGUCCAUGGCUCCCGCCUGGCCCCUGCAGCCUGCGCUGCCCACGCUGCAGCCCCGGGUGGCCGUGCUGCCUGCAGCUGCGCCACCUGCACCACUGCCUGUGUCAUCUGUGCAGCCGCUGCUCGCGGCUCCACCGGCGCCCGCCACAGCCCAGGCCAUGCCGCUGUCCGCUGCUGCCCCAUCUGCCUUGGUCCUGGCGGCGCCAGGGUUUCCGCCCACAUUGGUCUCUGUCGAGCUCCCAGCACCUGCGCAGCCGUCUGUCCUCCCCGCUUGUGCUGCGGCCAGAGCCACCGGUAGAGGGGGCUGCCUCGGCCCUACUGCGGGAGGCACCGCAGCCGCUCUGCUGACCCCAUCGGGGGUCCCGUCUGUUCCGAACGCAUGGUCCGCGGCAAUUCCACCGGAUGCCCCACAGGUAUUGCUAACAACUUAAGCUGCAAAUAUGGAUCAAUGCCAGCAAGAUCAAGAGACCUGUGAAAGAACCUAAGAAUGAACUAUAACAUCUGAACCAGGUGAUACCAAGUUGAAUUUUAAACAGGACUGGGUAAUAAUGAACUGGAAAAACCUCAAUAAUUCAAAAAUUGAACAAAGAACUUUCUCUGUUUCACUUCUCUGCGUAACACUUAGAAAUCAGUGGAAAACA